Molecule: messenger RNA, 387 nt
Organism: Aspergillus novofumigatus IBT 16806
Lineage: Eukaryota; Fungi; Ascomycota; Eurotiomycetes; Eurotiales; Aspergillaceae
Exons: 2
Coding region: 1-387 (128 amino acids)
Source: RefSeq, a predicted model, not a curated record
AUGUCAAGCAUUGUCCAAUGGCUUUUCACCAGUCUGCCAGGCACAGUCGAUAAAGAAUCGGCUAUGUCCGGCACUGUGGCUGCAGGAACCCUCACCUUGCACAAAUUCAAGGCAUCUACCAGGGAAGACGAUAGCAUAAGCCCGAUUCCGCUCAAGUGCUCCAGCGCGCCCAGAAAUACGGCUGCCGCAAAUUAUCCCCACUACGAUGACAUUAGCCGGGCGCACGAGAAGCUUAAAACAGUCAAGCAAUAUCCCAACAUCUGCACAAUGACCCUCGGAGAGCAUUUGUACCAUGCUGCCGAAAUCCACCUCGCAGACGACAAGACAUACCUUCAACCCCUGCGCGCCUUCGCAACGAGCUGCUGGGUUAAUCCACCUCGCCGCUAG